Messenger RNA from Symbiodinium natans, 1836 nucleotides. The record is from the annotation of a GenBank genome assembly. Lineage: Eukaryota; Dinophyceae; Suessiales; Symbiodiniaceae.
AUGGCGAAGUCCUUAGCAUCACAGCUGGGCUGCGAGGUGCCUUUGGCAGCCGCAGCUUUAAAGAUCUGCGGGGGCCAUCGCGAUCGAGCUGAGACGGUGCUGAAGGAGCCCUACACCUACCCUGCGCUUGAUCCUGGACCUGAUCAUGGCGACGCGGUCUUCCAGCAUCCCUAUGUCCAAUGUUUGCUGGAGGUGGCCCAACAGCAGGUGCAGCAAGCGCUGAAGCAGCAAGGGCCAGCCGAGCAGAGAUGGCUGAUUUGCAUUCGAACUUUCGACCGCGCCGGCCUCCUGUGGCAAAAGUCUGAUCUUCACCGAUACCUCCAUGGGGUUCUCUGCAAAUCCUCGGCUGACUCGUAUGAAGCGAAGCUUGGGGCCGCAAAGCUCGGCCUGUCUGACUUGAGGGAGAUGGCCAAGAAGCCCGGAGGACUCAAGAAUGCGCUGGCCAACGCAGGCAUAUCAAACGUUAUGGAGAAGACAGCUAAGCUGCUGGCUUCCAAGCUCCAUGAGCCCUUGGAAAAGGUCGAGAAGAAAGCCCGCAGCCAUGAGAAAGGCCUCAGAGAGCUAACGCUGCACGCCCUGGAGCAGGCACUUGGACCAGAAGCGUGGCGUCGGUGCCUGAUCUUCGUAUCUCACACGGACAGCGCGUGGACCUCCGGAAGGUACUCGUCGGCACUUCGCGACACCCCUUGGGCGGAGAGAGUCGUGGUCGGCGUGCGCGGGGCGCAUCUGCAGGUGCGCUUCAUGGAAGAAGCGGCUCCCAAAGGUGCUCAUUUGGUCGUCAUGGACGACAACAUCGAGAGCUUGGUCGCAGAGGUACCGCUGAAGGAGCUGAGGGAGAAACAGAAAAAUGAAGGGAUCUAUAGCUGGGGGAGCCAGCCUUUGCGUUUUGGGCGCUGGUGUACUCCCCUGGCUGGCACAGGCCUGGACAGUGUGGAAGAGUCCGAAUCCCUCUGCUGGUUGCGCGGUUUGCUUCCCGAGCUCGAGAAGCUAAACAGAGAUGGCCAUGUCGAAGACGCUCUUCGAAAGAAGCGUGUCGCGCGCCUUUCGAAGCUGAAAGCGUUGGGUCCCCAUCGCCAAGAUGGCUUGCUGGAAGAGCUUGGGAUAGCGAAGCGGAAGCGAUGCGCGCUUCUGAAGGCGCUGAAGUCCGUGUCAAGUCCAGGCAUGCCCCCUCGCUUGCAGUGGGCCAGGCCAAGCAACAAGGGCUCAGAAGUGGUGGGUUCGGAGCUAUUUCACUUGAUUUCCCGAGCGGGGAAGGAGAUGGAGAAUCAACACGUGAGCUUGUGGGGUGUGAAUCCUUCUCGCAACCACUACUUCUUGGCGGGAGUCGGGGACACACUGCGCCAGAAAGCACAGACAAAGGGAAUUUUUCAAGACUUUUCAACAAAGCUGGGCCUCGUGUACGGUGCCUUCUUCGGAUUCCGAGUGCUUCAUGAUGCGAGACGCUACACGCGAUCAGGCCAAGUGAAGGAUGACGUGGAACGCACUUUGCGACACUGGCAUCUUGAUGGCAAAAUACUUCGAUUCAAGCGCUAUUCGGCCGACAAGAACACCUAUAAGCCCGGCAUCUUCACUCCAAAGAAAGGCGGCAUUUCUGCGAAUUCCUCUGAAGCUGAGCACACUGCGGAAGCUCGGGCGGCAACAUGCAGACUAGUCGAAGAAUUUGGUGCUUACGUUCGUCUGCCAACAGCUGGAGAGAAGACUUCCUGCGGACUCGUGUGGCAUGGAACCGAAGCCACACAAAGCAAGAGGAGCGUCAAGAGGAAGGCGAUCGUGACUGGACCAGAUGUAUCCGAUUCACCAGCGCCUCUGCGCAAAGAACGCAGAGUCCAGUUGUGA